Vitis riparia (riverbank grape) is the source of this 2022-nucleotide messenger RNA. RefSeq names its product probable beta-1,3-galactosyltransferase 2. The coding region runs from base 382 to 1605 and encodes 407 amino acids. Gene Ontology annotation, cellular component: Golgi membrane. Gene Ontology annotation, molecular function: hexosyltransferase activity. The record is from RefSeq and is a predicted model, not a curated record. The transcript is spliced from 11 exons. NCBI's taxonomy places the organism in Eukaryota, Viridiplantae, Streptophyta, Magnoliopsida, Vitales, Vitaceae.
AGAAAGGAGAGUUGAUUUCUAGAGAGAGAAAGAGAGGGAGUCUUGUAGAGAGAGAGAGAGAGAGAGGGGGGAGAACCAGCCAAAGCAAAGGAUAAAAGGGAAGGAGCGAAUCAGAAGCAAGAGAAGAGAGGGGGCACAGGAGGAGCAGCAGCAUCAUCAUCAUCUCUCUGUUCUGAUACUUUCUCUCUCUUCUUUGCCUCAAAUCUUGUACCAGAGCUCGUUCAUAAAUUGGAUUGUCGGUGCCACAAUUUCUAGACACCUGGGGGGUUCGUUUGUCUGCUUCUGGGUCUGGGUCUCUUGAGCUUGAUUUCCUCUGUGGUUUGGGUAUGGGUUUUUCUCCAGAAAGCUAUUGACGUGUGGGAGAAGAAAAUUGGAGCGAAGAUGUCUCUGAAGAGCAGAGGAGAGCUGCCUUCAAGAAGUGUUAUCUCCCAGAAAUGGACCCUCUUACUUUGCGUAGGUUGCUUCUGUGCUGGAAUGUUCUUCACUAAUAGGAUGUGGGCUGUCCCUGAAUCUAAAGGCAUCACAAGGACAACUGCCGUAGAAGCUGAAAAGUUGAAGUUAGUUUCCGAGGGUUGUGAUCCAAAAACCUUGCAGCAGAAGUUUGUGAAGCGUGACUCUAAGGACAUUAUUGGGGAAGUUCAUAAAACUCAUCAUGCUAUACAGACGUUGGAUAAAACUAUUUCCAAUUUAGAGAUGGAAUUAGCUGCUGCGAGAGCUGCACAAGAAUCUAUAGUAAACGGUUCUCCAAUAUCAGAAGACUUGCAGAAGACUGAAUCAUCAGGGAGAAAAAGAUAUCUAAUGGUUGUAGGAAUCAAUACAGCUUUUAGCAGCCGGAAACGAAGAGAUUCGGUUCGUGCUACGUGGAUGCCACAAGGUGAAAAAAGGAAGAAGCUGGAGGAAGAGAAGGGCAUUAUCAUUCGCUUUGUCAUUGGUCAUAGUGCCACGUCAGGGGGUAUACUGGACAGAGCUAUCGAAGCAGAGGACAAAAAACAUGGAGACUUCUUGAGGCUGGAACAUGUUGAAGGUUACCUCGAACUGUCUGCCAAGACAAAGAUAUAUUUUGCUACUGCUGUUGCUUUGUGGGAUGCAGAGUUCUACGUUAAAGUUGAUGAUGAUGUCCAUGUAAAUAUAGCAACACUCGGAGAAACUUUAGUUAGACACAGAAAAAAACCUCGGUUGUAUAUUGGGUGCAUGAAAUCUGGUCCAGUCCUUGCUCAGAAGGGAGUGAGAUACCAUGAACCCGAGUAUUGGAAAUUUGGUGAGGCAGGAAACAAAUAUUUCCGUCACGCUACAGGACAGCUAUAUGCCAUUUCAAAAGAUUUGGCUAGAUAUAUAUCAAUAAACCAGCAUGUUCUUCACAAGUAUGCUAAUGAGGACGUUUCACUGGGUUCUUGGUUUAUUGGUCUUGAUGCGGAACAUAUUGAUGAUCGGAGAUUAUGUUGUGGCACCCCACCUGAUUGUGAGUGGAAGGCCCAGGCAGGCAAUGCAUGUGUUGCUUCAUUUGAUUGGAGCUGCAGUGGAAUUUGCAGGUCAUCUGAGAGGAUUAAGGAGGUCCAUCGACGUUGUGGGGAAGGUGAGAAUGCUUUGUGGAAUGCUGUCUUUUAAGGGGCAGCCUGCGGUUCUUCCAAACUCAGGAAGGGCGAUAAGAUAAGCUUUUGCAUAAAAUACAGGCAUGCAAGGCUUUUUUGUGUUUUAUGUAAGAGUACACAGAAUACAUGUUGUGUCACACAACUUCCAGAAAGAAAGGGAGAGAGAGAGAGAGGGAGAGGGAGAGGGGAGAGAGAGAAGAGAGAGGGUCCUUGCUAAGUGGUCAAUGUCCUACUCCAUUUUAGUGUAGGAUACUGACUGCAAUAGCUACUUGAAAAGGAAGCAGGAGGCUGAGACCACCCAUUCUUUACAAAGCUUUGGAAGGAUUGUAAGUCACAGUUCAUGGCUAAUGAGCAUAUAAUAAGUACAAAUAUCUGUGGUGUGCUUUUGCCACCCUUUUCUUCAUAAAGUUGUGGGUUGUUGUUUUGCUUGUGA